AUGAAGGGAAUUUUGGUGAAAGAAGAAGAAACAUUACCACAUACAAAUGUUGGUUCAUCAUCAAGUUCAUCUUCUUCUUCCAAUUCAAGUCUUCAACCAAAACCAAUGGAAGGGUUACACGAAACAGGUCCACCUCCAUUUCUCACCAAAACCUUUGAUGUCGUUGAAGAUCCUUCCACCGAUGGAAUCGUUUCGUGGAGCAGAGCUCGUAAUAGCUUCGUCGUCUGGGAUCUCAGUAAAUUCUCCACUGCGAUUUUACCUCGUUACUUCAAACAUAGCAAUUUCUCUAGCUUCGUUCGUCAACUCAAUACCUAUGGUUUUAGAAAAGUUGAUCCGGAUCGAUGGGAAUUUGCGAAUGAAGGGUUUUUAGCUGGACAGAGGAACUUGUUAAGAACGAUUAAGAGAAGAAGAAAUGUAGCACAGUCGCCGUCUAUGCAACGAGAAAGUGGUGGUGCUUGUAUUGAAUUAGGAGAGUUUGGUCUUGAAGGUGAGAUUGAGAGGUUGAGAAGAGACAGAUCUGUUUUAGUGGCUGAAAUUGUGAAAUUGAGGCGGCAGCAGAAUAAUUCAAGGGAUCAAAUAUCUGCUAUGGAAGCUAGGUUGUUGAUUACUGAGAAGAAACAUCAACAGAUGAUGGCUUUUCUUGCAAAAGCACUCAGUAAUCAAUCUUUUAUUCAGCAAUUGGCAAACAACAAAGAGUUGAAAGGUGUUGAAAUGAAGCGAAAGAGGAGGCUCCCUGCUAGUUCAAGUUUGGAGAAUUUGCAGAAUGAUUCUGUGACGAUGAUGACAGUGCCGAUUGAAUCUGUGGUGGAUUAUUCUAGUCGAGAACAACAAGAGGGUUUGACUGCUAUUGAGUCUGAGAUAGAGACAUUGUUAAGUGCUUAUGAUAAUGAAUCAAGGAGUGAAAUCAAAGAUCCGAGUGCUAACGAGAGUAAUUUGAGUGAUUGGGAGGAAUUACUGAACCAAAAGUUGGUUGGUGGGAAUCCAGAGGAUGAGGUUUUGAUUGGUGAUUUCUCACAAAUUGAUGCGCCAGUUGAGGAUUUGGUAGAAAAGAAUGAUGAUUGGACUGUGGAUUUGCAGAACCUUGUUGAUCAAAUGGACUUUGAACCUUAAUCAAAAUGGUUGUAGAAUUUUGAUCUUUGUUUUUUUGUCACUUCACUUGCAUCUUGCUGAAUAUGAAUGGCUUUUAUGCAGCAGGGAAGAUUGUAGUUGCAGAGGAGGCCAAAAGAUGUGUAUCCUUUAUUAAACAACAGUAUAAGUUGUGUGAAGUAGUUUGAAUAAUUGCUUGUGCUACAUAAGUUAUAGUACUAUACUAUUUUUAAUUAUGUCCUUCUGUUUGUAACUUCAUUUUGCAGGUCUUUACUAAAAGCAAAGCAAAUACUCAAGAAGAUUAUGAUGGAAUACUAUUUAGUGGAUUGCCAAAUGUUCAUUGUUCACGGAGGGUGUAUAACUUUUUUUUAGAACGUUUCAAUGUUCUUUGACAAUUUCAAAAUAGAUGGACUAACUGUCCACUAUUAAAAGUUUAAGAUUCUGCAUUUUCAGAAUAUAGACAGAGUGACAUGUUGAUUAAUGUCGGUUUUCUUGUGUGGCUGAAUUUAGAUAAUGUACUUAUAUGUGAAA
Molecule: messenger RNA, 1617 nt
Organism: Lathyrus oleraceus (garden pea)
Lineage: Eukaryota; Viridiplantae; Streptophyta; Magnoliopsida; Fabales; Fabaceae
Product: heat stress transcription factor A-2
Exons: 3
Coding region: 1-1110 (369 amino acids)
Biological process (GO): regulation of transcription by RNA polymerase II; cellular response to heat
Cellular component (GO): nucleus
Molecular function (GO): DNA-binding transcription factor activity; RNA polymerase II cis-regulatory region sequence-specific DNA binding
Source: RefSeq, a predicted model, not a curated record